AUGUAUUAUGAAAUAGAUGGUAAACAUGGAAUGGGAAUACUAUAUGUAACCGCAAAAGAUGUUGAAAUAAACAACGAAAUAACCAUUAUAUGCCCACUUCCUGACGUAACUUUCCCGAAAUGGACUGGCCCAACUACCCUAGCUACACCUUUAACGGAUGGCCAAACAAUAAAUGAACAAGGUAUUGAAUGGGUGGAUGACAAGAACCUUAAGAUACUGAGUGUGGAGACAAAACAUACAGGACAGUACUCGUGUUCUUCUGGUAAUAAAGAAGGACUUGCAGAGCUUAAUGUACUAAUUGAUCUUGGUCGUCUGCACUUGUUGCAUUGGUAUAAUCAAGCAAAGGGUAAACGUUUAUUGUUCUUCCAUUUAUACAAUCAUCAAGUAUAUCUGUUCCUCGUUUCAGGACCACCUCUGAUGAGAGCUUUGACGAUUUCCAAGUUCCCGUCAUUGACAUCAAACCAGAUGAAGCUAAGCUGUGACACGACUAGUAGGCCUGAAACACAACUCAAAUGGUUAAUAGAUGAUAAAAAUAUCACGGAAUCUGGACUUAAUAUUGAAGAAGACAAUCCUGAAUGUACAGAGGAUAGUGCAACUCAUAUUUUUACAUGUAUGUCAAAUAUAACGAUCAAUGAUAUAAAGAAAAAGGACAAUGGUAAAUCAAUCUAUUGUGAGUCUAAUUAUCGUGACGAUUUGACGAAAACAUCACCAGCAAAAAUCAGUCUUCCGUACCGAGCGACAAACAUAGUUAUCUCUGGAAACACAAGCGAUGUUGUAAACAGCGUUGGGAAGGUCACGCUGACCUUAACCUGCGCAACUGAUGCUGCAAAUCCAGCAGAAAAACUUAACUGGUAUAUUGGGUCUGAAAAGACGGAAAUAAAUAGCACGUAUCCAGUUGCUGAAGUUGAUGAAAUGUAUGACGGUAAGAACGUAUCUCAAGACAUCGACAUUGUCGCAGACCGGACAAUGAAUAAACAGGAAGUGUCGUGUUGCGCUGAUACAAAUCUAUGCACAAUGGUGACAUUAGAUAUACAGUAUCCGCCAAUAUUGCUUGCUCCACAGCUAAGUCAUUACCGGCUUACACAACUGACCAAUAUAUCUAUGCCAUGUAUAGCAGACCAGUAUCCUGGUCGCCAUAAUAUUUGGGCCUGGUUUAAGAAUGGAAAGGCCAAGAAAAAACCUGCUGAGCCUAUAAUGGAAACAACUUUCAACGCUGAUAAAUUCUCAGAGAAAUUAAACCGGCACUGA
This is a messenger RNA of Ruditapes philippinarum (Manila clam), 1248 nucleotides long. RefSeq lists its product as uncharacterized. Bases 1 to 1248 code for a protein of 415 amino acids. Gene Ontology annotation, cellular component: cell-cell junction. The transcript has 7 exons. The record is from RefSeq and is a predicted model, not a curated record. Gene Ontology annotation, biological process: cell-cell adhesion. Lineage: Eukaryota; Metazoa; Mollusca; Bivalvia; Venerida; Veneridae. Gene Ontology annotation, molecular function: cell adhesion molecule binding.